GCAGAAAUGAAAGGAUGAAAGUUUACGGACUAAUAAAUUCAAAACAAUUUUUUACACAACUUAGCUUUUAUUAAUUCGAUAUAUUUUAUGAGAUAUGUAGUUUAUCGGUUUUACCAUAGCUGUAACCUAAUGGAUAAGUGAAUUGGUGAUUACCGGAGGAUGUCCGCAUGGAAAUCUUUCUAUAUGUUCUUAUUUGAGGUGAAGUAAAAUGAGCCAGGCUUCUUCAAGUAGUCGUGGUGGAAGGGGAUGGGGAAGAGGAGGAAACUGGAAAGGCAGAGGAUGGGGGAGAGGAAGGGGAAGAGGAAACUACUUCAAUCACUAUGGAAAUAAUCAAAGAGGAAGAGGAAAUCAAAACUUUUCUCAGAAUUCAGGACUCAUGGUGGAUCCAGUGCCCAGACGACAACCCGUUCAGGCUCGAUUAGAGAUUAUCUCCCCUUACAAAGGAUGGAAGUUUUACUUUCCUAAUGAAGGGUAUUCAGAUCACUCUCCCAUCGUCAAAAGUGUGGAACUUUUUGAAAAAUAUUUCAUCAGCUGGUCCAGUCUGUACAACUGGUCUGACAUUGAAGUGAAAGGUUUCUUUACUGUUAACUUCAAAGAUUUUUCAACUGACCAAAUUAUUCAGGAAGCUAUACCUGAUCUAUCGAGUGAGGUGAAGAACUCCCCUGAGACAUUAUUGUCAUGCAUUGGGCUAGCAAUGCAUCAGAUUAUAACUCAGCACCAUGAGAAGGAGGCUGCAGAUGCAGCACGAGAAGCUGGGGAAUCCUUACAGCAGACAUCGACGCAGUAUACGGUUCCUAUGAUUCAUGCACGCAUUUUGAACUUCUCACAACCAAUACCACUGAAAAACCUGAAAGCAAACUGCUAUGGGAAAUUUGUGUGCGUUAAAGGAACAGUUGUCCGUGUUGGAAAUAUAAAGCCACUGUGCAUGACAAUGGGUUUUGAAUGUGCUGGCUGUGGAACCAUGCAGUGUGUUGCAUUGCCAGAUGGAAAAUACAUAAUGCCAACAAAGUGUCCUUCAACAGAAUGCCGCAGCAGACUUUUUAUCCCAAAGCGAAGCUCUAGCUUUACCGAAACCAUAGACUGGCAGACAAUCAGAGUGCAAGAAAUUAUAGGUGAUGGCCAGAAGGAAUCUGGAAGAAUACCUCGGACUGUUGACUGUGAACUCACGUUUGAUUUGGUUGACAGCUGUGUUCCAGGGGACAUUGUAACAAUAUCGGGAACUGUCAAGGUCAACAGUAUAGAUGAAGGUCGUGGACGUAACAAGGACAAGUGCAUGUUUUUGCUGUAUCUGCACGCUAAUUCUGUAAAUAACCUGAAGGGUAACAAGUCUGGAGGUGAAGGCAGCUCGGGACUGGCCAUGGAUUUCACUAUGAAGGAGCUGUAUGCUAUUGAGGAGAUACAGAGUGAACCCAGUCUCUUUAGACUUCUUGUCGGGUCUCUUUGCCCUACAAUUUAUGGCCAUGAGCUUGUCAAAGCAGGUCUUAUUCUUGGCUUGUUUGGUGGAUCUCAGAAAUAUGCCAAUGACAAGAAUCGUAUACCAGUGAGAGGCGACCCGCAUAUACUGAUAGUUGGUGAUCCAGGCUUGGGGAAGAGUCAGAUGCUUACAGCGGCCGCUAACAUUGCUCCUAGAAGUGUUUAUGUGUGUGGUAAUACCACAACCACAUCUGGCUUGACAGUGACAAUGUCUAAAGAUGGUGGCUCUAGUGAUUUUGCCCUGGAGGCCGGUGCCUUGGUUCUAGCAGACCAGGGGGCUUGCUGUAUAGAUGAGUUUGAUAAGAUGACCAGUCAGCAUCAAGCUCUGUUGGAAGCCAUGGAACAGCAGAGUAUUAGCAUUGCCAAAGCUGGUAUAAUUUGCAGUUUGCCAGCAAGGACAUCUAUUCUGGCUGCUGCUAACCCAGUCGGUGGUCACUACAACAAGGCAAAAACUGUAUCAGAAAACCUCAAGAUGGGGUCUGCUCUGUUAUCGAGAUUUGACUUGGUGUUUAUUCUUCUUGAUAAACCAGACGAGGAGAUGGAUGGUAUGCUGUCAGACCAUGUUAUGGCUUUGCAUGGAGGGCAUGGCAGAAUGUUAAGUGGAGCAACAGCCAAGAGGGGACAGGAUCUGGAUGAUUCUAGUCUCCAGUGGGAGGCUGACAAACCUCUGUCAGAGAGACUGAAACCAGUAGGAGGUGAACCAUUUGAUCCAAUACCACAUCAGCUGCUUAGAAAGUAUGUAGGAUAUGCCAGGAAGUAUGUUCAUCCAAAGAUCGGACCUGAGGCAGCCAAACUUUUACAGAAUUUUUAUCUUGAUCUACGUAAAAGACAUCAGACUCAAGACAGCACGCCGAUAACCACGCGUCAGUUGGAAUCCCUGAUUCGCCUGUCCGAGGCUCGGGCCCGGUUAGAGCUACGAGAGGUGGCCACUGUUCAGGAUGCCGAGGACGUUAUUGAAAUAAUGAAGUACAGCAUGGUUGAUACAUACUCUGAUCAGUAUGGAUGGAUAGACUUCAAGCGAUCUCAGCAUGGAUCUGGCAUGAGUGGGAGAUCACAGCCAAAACGAUUCAUUGCAGCCCUCAAAAAGGUAGCAGAACAGACCUACAACUCAAUAUUCACGAUUCAACAAAUGAGACAAAUUGCAAAGGAUAUUAGUUUACAACUACAAGAUUUUGAAGGUUUCGUCAGCUCACUUAACAACCAGGGAUAUCUGCUCAAGAAAGGAUCCAAGGUGUACCAACUGCAGACAUUUGGAUAAAAGAAAACAAUAAGAAUUAUUAAAAAACUAUUAGUAUAAUCUGGGAUCUCAAUUAUGUACUGCAAAAUCUGAAAAAAAGAGCACCAGUCAGAAAUAGUGUCAUAUGGAAACAUCUCUGACAAAAAGGUACAUGAUGUCUUGGUUACAGACAGUUCAGAACAUCCUGAGUUUAUGUGUUGUUAUCAGAAAUCUGCGAGUAACUUUGCCAGUUCAUUUCCGAAGUGAUCAUCAAUGAAUGCAUAAUACAUGAGUGUUGUCUCCCAUAUAUGUGUGUAAAUGUUGUAAAUAACCUAUGGUAAACAAGACAAAAAACUUUGGGCCGAAUUUAGGAAGCCUGUUUUUCUUAAUCGCAGUUGUUUAAGCGUUGUAAAUGUAUGUAGUUACAUGUGUGUAAGGUUGAAACAGGCAUUGUAAAUUUGGCCCUUUAAGUUUAAAUUAAAAAUGUAUUAUAUUUCUGUCUCUGACUUGGUUUCUUGUUUAGACUGAUAAUGUUACAUAAAUAAUUUUAUGAAAUCAUCAAUGAAUGUGACCAGCACUCUGCUAUUUAAAAAAAUUCAGAUGUUACCUGGAGACCUGUAAAUAAUAUGCUCAAAUGUUCUAAAAUCGUCACAAAUUCUGACGAGCCACUAGGAUGUAUUUCUAAAAAGCAUUUCAAAUAAAACCAGUGUCUUCAAAAUUAUGGCAUG
Molecule: messenger RNA, 3417 nt
Organism: Gigantopelta aegis
Lineage: Eukaryota; Metazoa; Mollusca; Gastropoda; Neomphalida; Peltospiridae
Product: DNA helicase MCM8-like
Cellular component (GO): MCM complex; nucleus
Molecular function (GO): single-stranded DNA binding; single-stranded DNA helicase activity; ATP binding
Source: RefSeq, a predicted model, not a curated record